CACAUGGCUGACAUGGCGACCGAAAGUUUAUGAUGUUUGCGCAGUUCGCGUUGUUGCUGUAUUGUUUUGCUUUGCGGUGCGCGUUCAUUCAUUCGCUAUGUAGCGGCUGAGUCCGCGUCCCAAUGCGCUAAGCGAACAAGCAAAGGCGCGGCAAUGUUGCUGAAUAGUUUCAGGAUCGGUGCAGGCAGGUUUUGUUGGAAACUGGCCCGCGGUGCGUCGGCGGCCGCUCCGUCAAGGGUAACAGGGGCAUCACUUCCAACGGGCCGUUCUUCCUCGACCAGGGGACGGCCUGCGACCUCCAAGAAACGCGAAGCAGAGGAGUCUCAACACGACCAGCCGUACUCAAUACUAUCGACCGUCCAAGAUCGCGACGACGACGACUUCAGCCUGAUAGAGGAGCCUGAGGGCAGCCUGAGCGAGCAGUCGCGGGCCCGCGUACGGCUCCUGACGGAGUCGCUCGGUUGCUCGCUGGCGAGCGCCACGAGCAUCGUGAUGAGCAACCGCAAGAUCCUGAGCAUCCGACGCGAGACCCUGCUGAAGAACAUCGGCAUGCUCAAGUCGCUCUUUCCGGUGCGCGAAAUCAUGCGGCACCCGGAGAUCCUCAGCUUCCAGUUUGGCACGGCCGAGCAGCGCUUCAGGAACCUCGAGGAGUGCGGUAUCAAGAAGGUUACGCCCGCUAGAAUCAUCAGGUAUGUGGAGCUAAUGACUCAGCCCUCCUGCUCCCUGAAACUGCGAGGCGCGAUGGAAGUCGAGACCGACCCUGCAACUCACCUGCUCUCCUUCCUGGACUGCCCCGCUGGAGUGCGUGCCGACAUCCUGUCGGAGCUGCCGCUCCAUUACCCGUUCACCCUGAGCAUAGCAGAGGUGAAGCAGAUUGUGCUGCGUGCUUACCUAGCCUGGCGCCUUGGAUGCACCCACGAACAGAUUGCCUCACUGGUGCAGAAGUAUCCGUCUGUGGAGAACCGGAGCCUGCAGUUCCUCCGACACACCAUCGAGCUGCUUACCAAUCACUUCCACAUGCCCACUGACAAGGCAAGCCUGAAAACACUCUUUCACCUAGUGAAGUGA
Rhipicephalus sanguineus (brown dog tick) is the source of this 1068-nucleotide messenger RNA. RefSeq lists its product as uncharacterized. Bases 154 to 1068 code for a protein of 304 amino acids. NCBI's taxonomy places the organism in Eukaryota, Metazoa, Arthropoda, Arachnida, Ixodida, Ixodidae. The record is from RefSeq and is a predicted model, not a curated record. The transcript has 3 exons.